Colletotrichum destructivum is the source of this 2492-nucleotide messenger RNA. RefSeq names its product Putative translation protein, beta-barrel domain superfamily. Gene Ontology annotation, biological process: translational elongation. Gene Ontology annotation, molecular function: GTP binding; GTPase activity; translation elongation factor activity. The transcript has 5 exons. The coding region runs from base 272 to 2194 and encodes 640 amino acids. The record is from RefSeq and is a predicted model, not a curated record. NCBI's taxonomy places the organism in Eukaryota, Fungi, Ascomycota, Sordariomycetes, Glomerellales, Glomerellaceae.
CGUCUAUCUACCACAGGUAGUCACUUCACUUCGCCGCUCGAGUCAAUCUAUGACUCUUUUCUCUCCAAACCGUCGCAGCGCCAAAUUUGCUUGCGAGACGCAUUCUACCCUCCCAUCCAUAUAUCUAUAUAUAUAUAAACCGGCACCUCGCGGCACCAGACACCAUAGUCUUCAGCGACAUCUUUCUCCAUCCACCCUCUCCGUCCCGCUUCCUGCCCGCUCCGACCUGCAUCAAUGAUUAUCAGGAUACGAACCUAAACGCUCACCCGAUAUGACGAGCAAGACCAUAAAGUCGUUACCGCACGAGAAGCGCAAGGGCGAGGCUGCCCUGAGCGACUUUGCCGAUUAUGUCGAGAAGCAGCAGGCACUACGGUACCCAAGCUCCAAGCCGGCCGACAUCUCCAAGAUCCCCGCUGCCGCCCCCGAGCACCAGCAUGCCGAGCUUGACGAGCUCUUCGACAACCUCGACCUGGCCGAGGCCACCUCGGGCGUUCGGUUGAAAGACCUUCUGUUGGGUACCGACGGCGGCACGCUUCAGCAGUUGGAGGGGGUUGUCCAGGAGAGGAUACUCGAGGGCCAUGGAGAGGCCAUCUUUGAGCUCGGCUUCGAGAGCAACGGCGAGUCGAUGGGGCUCACUCUCAGCCAGUGGAACGAUGCAUACACACGGCUGAAGGACGCGGCCAAAAGGAUACGCGCUGACUGCCAGACCCUCAUCACAAAGAACGUCGACGGCGAUAUGGAUGCGUCAAGCGCGAAACCCGGCAAGGACAACCACUGCACUGGCAAAAUCUUGAUCCGACAGGCUCCGGCGACCGUGGAGGAUGUCAUUGAGACCCGGAUAGCUGUUGUGGGCAAUGUCGACGCAGGCAAGAGCUCUCUUCUGGGCGUUCUGGUGAAAGGUGACCUCGACGAUGGUAGAGGACGGGCGCGGGUUAAUCUCUUCCGACACAAGCACGAGAUUGAGACGGGCAGAACCAGCUCCGUCGGCAUGGAGAUAUUGGGGUUCGAUACUGUUGGAGAGGUCGUUACCUCCGAGACCCCUGGGAGGAAACUGUCGUGGGAGGAGAUCGGAAAGCGCAGCGCCAAAGUCAUCACCUUUACGGACUUGGCAGGCCACGAAAAGUACUUGCGGACGACGGUAUUCGGGUUGCUCUCCAGCAGCCCCAACUACUGCCUGCUGAUGGUGGCAGCGAACAACGGUUUGAUCGGCAUGAGCAAGGAGCACCUGGGCAUCGCGCUGGCCCUCAACGUGCCCGUCAUGGUCGUCAUCACCAAGAUUGACAUAUGUCCGCCGCAGAUCCUCGAGCAGACCAUCAGCCAGAUCACAAAGAUUCUCAAGAGCCCAGGGGCGCGCAAGAUCCCCAUCUUCAUCAAGGACCGCGAGGAGUGCAUCAACACGGCCACCCAGUUUGUCAGCCAGAGGAUAUGUCCCGUGUUCCAGGUCUCCAACGUCACGGGCGAGAACCUCGACCUGGUCCGGACGUUUCUGAACAUCCUGCCGCACCACGGACGCUACGACUCGGACGCCCCCUUUGAGUUCCACGUCAACGACACCUUCUCGGUCCCGUUCGUCGGCACUGUCGUCUCGGGAAUCAUCAAGUCUGGCGUUAUCCACGCUGGAGACAACGUCCUCAUCGGACCGGACUCGUUAGGGCAGUUCACGACCACCAGCAUCCGUUCGAUCGAGCGCAAGCGACUGGGGGUGCCAGCUGCAUCUGCGGGGCAGUCGGCAUCUUUCGCCCUGAAGAAGGUCCGUCGCAAGGACGUCCGAAAGGGCAUGGUUGUCCUGCCCAAGCUCGAAGGACAGCCGGCUCCCAAGGUGCACAGAGAGUUCAUUGCUGAAGUAUUGAUCCUCUCUCAUGCCACCACCAUCAAGACCAAGUACCAGGCCAUGUUGCACGUCGGACCGGUCUCGCAGACAUGCGCGAUAAUCGACGUCGAUCGUCCGUACAUCCGGACUGGCGACAGGGCGACGGUAGCGUUCCGGUUCGUGCAGCGACCCGAGUACCUCGCUCCAGGCGACAGGUUGCUGUUCCGAGAAGGCAGAACCAAGGGCCUCGGGAUCAUCAAGUCGGUUGGCUACGACCCCAACAAACCGCUAUACCCGCACGGCGACGAUUCGGCACAGGGCGAGGACGGCGCGGCUCCGGACAACGAGGGGGAGAAGCCUGCCAACGGUCAGGCUAAGGCGUGACGGGUUGGCGUUUGCUUUUACUGUGUACGAUUGAUUGGCGUGUCGAGCGGUUUUUGACUAGAGCUUUGCAGGGGUCGGGUCUCAGCAUUGGGUUUCGGCGAUACCAGGUAUUAUAUUUUGUUUAGCAGGCGGGCCAUAGCAGCCUCGUACAUUCAUUGACACGGCGUUUGGGUAUUUAGAUGGACUGCGCGGCUGUAUAUCUCUGCGUGAUGGAGCCUCUUUACCACGUGUGUACUGCACUGGUCAGUCAAGCUGUAUGGACUCGGAAGAGCGGAUGUUGAAGUGUCGUUAGCUGUUU